Molecule: messenger RNA, 632 nt
Organism: Arabidopsis arenosa
Lineage: Eukaryota; Viridiplantae; Streptophyta; Magnoliopsida; Brassicales; Brassicaceae
Source: the annotation of a GenBank genome assembly
GCGUUCUUGUUGCGGCUUGAGGAAGAAAAAGAACAGUUACACUAACCAAAACAAGAACAAGGACGAAGUGAAACCGAAGAUGACAACGACGGAGCCUACACAGCCUCAGAAUCAGCCUCAGCAGAUGAUGAGCUUGAGUUUUAGUAGUCAGAUGUCUAAAGAAGACGAAGAGAUGGCUCGUUCUGCUCUCUCUGCUUUUAGGGCUAAAGAAGAUGAGAUUGAGAAGAGGAAAAUGGAAGUUCGUGAAAGGGUUAAGGCUCAGCUUGGUCGCGUUGAGGAAGAGACUCGUCGUCUUGCUAGUAUUCGCGAGGAGCUUGAGACUAUGGCAGAUCCCAUGAGGAAGGAAGUUAAUUGGGUGCGUAAGAAGAUUGAUAGCGUCAACAAAGAACUCAAACCAUUAGGCUCUACUGUUCAAAAGAAGGAAAGGGAAUACAAAGAAGCAUUGGAUACAUUCAACGAGAAGAACCGUGAGAAAGUUCAGCUGAUCACCAAACUAAUGGAGAUGGGACAGUUGGUUGGAGAAAGCGAGAAGCUGAGGUUGAAGAAGCUGGAUGAGCUAAGCAAGAGCAUAGACACCGAGUGAAUCUAUCUCUCACAAGACAAGACCAAACCAAUCAAGAACUAAUUUGGGU